UAAAAAUCUAGCAGUAACCGCAAAUUAAGUGAGCCUGUACGUGUAGUAAUUACCACACAGGCUGUACUGCACUGUGACAUGCAAUAGACAGAUUACACAUUUGAAACUCAAGUUAUUACUUCAAAAGUGAUUCAUUGGGUUUCCGUGAACGUUUUCUCAAGCUGCUGCUUUGAAACUCAAAAAACCCACAAGAGAAACUGACUUGGUAACUUCACUCAUCGAAAGAGUUUUCAAAGAAGAUUGCUUAGAGCGGGAUUCGAACCUCCGACCAUCGGAACAAGUUCCACUUUGGGUAUAAGUCGGAUGGCGGCAAGUAUGGAGCAAGAUCCAGACGCCUUGCUUGAUAUCGUCUUGAGAAUGGACUCUAACAAUAACAACAGCAGCAGCAAUGGCCAUCUCGCCCCAACCUUCCAAGACUCAGAGACGCCUCACGCGAACCAGAUUCCUGUCUACACAGACCUGAGUACCAGUGUCUUCGAUGAUAUAGACGCUGUUGGUGAUGGACACCAACUGACCGAUUUGAACGGUUUGAUCGACAUCGACAACUUGGCAACUGAUCCUUUCGGCCACGAUGCUUCGAGCCUGCCAAACCACCAAGGGAGCACUGUAAACAACCUUGCUUGGGGACAACCAGACUGUUCUCCAACCCAUGCUCUUCCAAACUCCCAAACUUCCGAAUUUCAAACGGUAUCCCCCGGUGCACUAAUCCAAACUCCAGUGAACUAUCAAAAUCCCGGUAUGAUUGCUACUCAUCACGGGACUUUACCAGGCAUCCAGUUCAUCACCGUGCACAGCCAGAAUCUCCCCCGUCACGCACCCACGAAGGUGACCGCGAGCGGUGCAGUCAACCAUACACCGUCCAAGUCCAAGACUCGACGGCGGGUGACUACUGCGUCGCAACGCAAAGCGGCUAACGUACGGGAGCGCAGACGCAUGUUCAACCUGAACGAGGCCUUUGAUGUUUUGCGCAAGAACGUCCCGACCUUCACCUACGAGAAACGGCUGUCCAGGAUCGAGACACUCCGCCUGGCUAUGCUCUACAUCACCUUCAUGGGGGACGUCCUGAGCGGCAAUCGGGCCGAUGACGGGAACCUGAAGAAACUCUUGGAGUCCGGUAAUUUCGCCGGGCUGACCAACUCUAACCCGGGCCCCGGGCCGGCCGUGUGUCACGGUCAGACAGUGCUGAACAGUGCCGCUUCACGGAUGAACAGUAGAACUAACGUAUCGUCAGGAGGGAUCAAUGGUUCUUAAAACAUUUUAAACUGUGACUCAAAACUUUGCAAUGUGAGGCUUUAAUCCAGACAAAACUACACUGUAUUUAAAAUUUGAUCCGUUUUGUGGCAGAGUUAUCCCACAUAAUUAUUCUUUAUUCUAGUUGAAGUGUGAAAACGACUUCUUCAUUUAUGACUGUCAAUAUUUAUAGUCAAGAAAACUUCCCACGAUUUAAAACAUUCGGGUAUUUGUGAUGGUUUAAUUAUUCAACCCUUUUUUUAUCCAUUAAAAAGCACUAUUUAAUCAAUUCUCUACCCUUUUUAAAUCAACUAUUUGUAUUUAAAUCCUGCAAAACAGAAAUCGAACUGGCAAAAAGUGGGUGAAUUGAUGAAAAUAAAAAAAAAUGACUAAAAACUCGUCUUGCUAAUUGUAAGUGCAUGACUCAAUGUGCAACCAAUAUUGUAUAUCAAC
Patiria miniata (bat star) is the source of this 1683-nucleotide messenger RNA. RefSeq lists its product as uncharacterized. The transcript has a single exon. Gene Ontology annotation, biological process: regulation of transcription by RNA polymerase II; developmental process. The record is from RefSeq and is a predicted model, not a curated record. Bases 304 to 1251 code for a protein of 315 amino acids. Lineage: Eukaryota; Metazoa; Echinodermata; Asteroidea; Valvatida; Asterinidae. Gene Ontology annotation, molecular function: protein dimerization activity; RNA polymerase II transcription regulatory region sequence-specific DNA binding; DNA-binding transcription factor activity, RNA polymerase II-specific.